ACAUGUCUCACAGUGUGGUGAGGCUUUAAGAGGACGAGGCUUGCAGAGAGGAAGCUCAGAGACAGACAGACAGAGAGACAGACAGAGAGAGCAGCUGUGUUCAUCGUCUUCAUCACUCAUUUGGAUUACUGAGGGUCAACGUCAACACACUGGUCACAUUAUGGGAGGUAAGCUGAGCAAGAAGAAGAAGGGAUACGAUGUUAGUGACCCAAAAGAGAAAAAAGAUGAGAGUACUGUGGUAGCUACAGCUUCAGUGGAGCACAAAUCUGAAGCUCCUGAAGCAAACCAGCAUGGAGCUGCAGAGGUCAAAAUAGAGCAAGUGGCCCAAAGUGCUGCAGCUCCUUCAGAACCUCAAUCAGAAGCUCCAAUCAAGCAGCCUGUCUCACCAAAUGAGGAAGAAGUGAAGGAAAAGCCUGUGGAGGCUGCUGCCACAGUUGAAGCUGCUUCUGCUCCACAGGAAGUAGCACCUGCCCCAGAGGAACCUGCAUCUGCAAAAGAGGAGCCCACAACAAACUCAGAAAAAACAGCAGCUGCCCCAGAGCAACCUACACCUGCCCCAGAGGAACCUGCACCUGCCACAGUAGACCAAGUAGCUGCCUCUGUGGAACCUGCACUUGCCCCAGAGAAAUCUACACCUGCCUCAGAACUGGCAGCUGCCCCAGAGCAACACUCACCUGCCUCAGAAAAACUAGCAGCUGCCCCUGUGGAACCUGCACCUGUCUCUGAAGAACCAGUAGCUGCCCUUGUGGCAUCUGCUCCUGCUUCAGAAGAACCAAGAGUUGCCCCUGUGGAACCUGCACCUGCCACUGAAGAACCAACAGCUACCACUGCAGAACCUGCACCUGUCUUUGAAGAACCAGCAGCUGCCACUGCAGAACGUGCACUUGUCUCUGAAGAACCAGUAGCUGCCCAUGUGGCAUCUGCUCCUGCCUCAGAAGAAGCAACAGCUGCUCCAGUGGAACAUGCACCUGUCUCUGAAGAAUCAGCAGCUGCCACUGCAGAACCUGCACCUGUCUCUAAAGAACCAGCAGCUAUCCCUGUGGAAUUGGUUCCUGCUUCUGAAGAACCAGUAGCUGCUACUGUGGAACCUGCUGCUACCUUAGAAGAAAGGGUAGCUGCCCCAGAGAAACCUACACCUGCCUCUGAAGAAUCAGCAACAAAUCAAACAGUUGCUGCCUCAGUGCAAGCUGCUCUAGAGGAACCACCAGUUGUACCUGAAGAGGCUGUUUCUGCCUCGGUGGAGGCUGUAGUCUCCACAUAUGAACCAGAGGAGCCACCAGCUCCAGUUGAAACUGCUUCUAUGCCAGUAGAGUCUGUGGCUGCCCCAAAGGAACCUGCACCUGCUUCAGCAGAGACUGUUGCUGCCCUGGUGGAGCCCACAGCUGCACCAGAGGAACCAUCAGCUGUACAAGAACAGACUGUUUCUGUUCCAGUAGGGGUUGACGCUGCAUCAAAUGAAUCAGCAGCUGCCCCAGAGGAACCAUUGGUGCCUGUAGAAAUCACCAGUGCCCCACAGGAACCUGUACCAGAGGAAACUCCUCCACAUGUACAAGCUGUUGGACCUGAGGAACCACCAGUAGAGGUUGUAGCUGUCUCUGAGGAAAUCUUAUCUGCAGAACCUAUAGCUGCCCCAGCAGAGGCUGUUCCUACCUCACAAGAACAAUUACCUGCACCAGUAGAGAGUAUAGCUGUCUCUGAGGUGGUUGUAAGUGUUUCAGAGAAAUCUACAGAUCAAGCAGCUCUUGAGGAAACAUCAGUUUGCUCCGUGGAGCCUAUAGCUGCCCCAGAGCAGCUUGGAACCACACCAAAUGAGUCUGUAAUUGCACAAGAAGAACCUGAAACUGCUCAAGAGGAACUUGCAGCUGAACAAGUAGUACAGGAAGCUGUCCAGGAGGUUUUAAAUGCCAUGAAAGGUACACAAGUACCAGCUGAGAUCACAAAAGCUUCAGAGGUUUUGGAACUAGACACAAAACUAGAGGUUUCUGAACUUCUUCAUGAGUCUGACCCAGUUUCAGUAGCACCUUCUGCUCCAGAACCAGAAGCUAAACCUGAAUCUGUUGCAGAUGCUGAGGAACCCAUUCCUGAGAUUGUCAUUUCAGAAUCCACCUUGGCCAACGAAAUCUUAUCUGCAGAACCUUGCAGGCUUAUGGAGGAGAAGCUGGAAAAUGGAGAAUGUGAAAGCACUGUAUCAGCAGAAGAACCUUCACCAGCUGUAGCUAAAGAAAAUGGGGUGUGUCAGGAGCAGGUGACGGGAGAUGCUCCUGUAGAUGGCCCAGUAGAUCGAAAUGAGUGCAUGAACGGCGUGGUGGCUGAACAGGAACUUAACUGUGAACUGAAAAAGGACUUAAACAUGGCUGGUGAUGUUGGAGACAUGGUGGAGUGUCUCAGUGCCGCAGUGAGCCAGGCUGUAGAAAUGGCAUGAGAACAAAAUACAAACCCUUCACAUGUGAAUUCCAUCCUGAAGAAAAAUAAUAAAGUCCUCCAAUGACGCAAGCUUCCAGAAAUAUGAACAUACAAACUGCCUUCACAGUGACUCAGCUGCAGGGAGUUUAUGGGCACAACCACUGAAGAAGAAGAGGUGAAGAAUGGAGAGAACUGUUGAGAAGAAAAAGGGUGAAGAACAUGAAAGCUAGAAGAAUAAGAAGUAGAAGAGAGUAUUUCGUUGUGUUUUUGGCAUUGGUGAGCUCUAACUGCCUGAGCUGACUAAAAAUAAAAACCAGGAAAAAUGUGAAUGCUGGUUUGACAAAAAAAAAAAAAAAACACUGGACAUUAAUCAUAAAAAAUAAUUGAAAUGAAUAAUUCUUGUGUUUGCUUGUGAGUUUGAUCAAAAUGAAACUGUUUCUUGGGUUAGCACUGAAAUAUACAUAAUCAAAUUUAGACACUCACAUAUCCUUUUCUUAUCCAUGUAAUGAAGUAAUGAAGUUGUACGUUUUGAGCUUUUAGAGCUGAAACUAAGAGGAAUGCUCAUUUUAACUUUGAUGGCUUACAUUAGAAAAUAAAAUGAAAAAAACUCUA
Messenger RNA from Neoarius graeffei (lesser salmon catfish), 3015 nucleotides. Its product is annotated as calphotin. The transcript has 2 exons. Bases 161 to 2422 code for a protein of 753 amino acids. The record is from RefSeq and is a predicted model, not a curated record. Lineage: Eukaryota; Metazoa; Chordata; Actinopteri; Siluriformes; Ariidae.